Molecule: messenger RNA, 1779 nt
Organism: Drosophila erecta
Lineage: Eukaryota; Metazoa; Arthropoda; Insecta; Diptera; Drosophilidae
Product: phospholipase A2
Exons: 3
Coding region: 1094-1615 (173 amino acids)
Biological process (GO): phospholipid metabolic process; arachidonate secretion
Source: RefSeq, a predicted model, not a curated record
GAAUUUCUCAUUGGUGCUGCUUGGUCACACUACCAAGAAUUCAGCGAAAGUUUUGUUUAUUUUUGUAACCCAAUUUCUCCUGCUGGAAUAAUGCUAAAUGCCAAGAUCGGCAAGGUCGGCAAAGUACUGGUGUGUGGGAUGAAGGGCGUGGGCAAGACGGCGCUGAUAGAGCAGCUGGUCUACGGCCACGUCAAUCCAGAAACGGAAUUGCAUCCAACCAUUGAGGAUAUCUACGUAGCCAGCGUGGACACUGGCAGAGGCGGAGCUCGAGAAACCUUGCGCAUCUACGACACGGCGGGAUUGCAGGGCGAGCAGCAGCUGCCACGCCACUACCUCCAGUUCCCAGAUGCAUUCGUAUUGGUCUACGAUCCCAUGGACCCGCGCAGCCUGGACAUGUUGGCCGACAUCAAGGCUGACAUUGAGAAGCACAAGGAGAAGAAGGAGAUUCCUGUUGUGGUGCUGGCCAACGUAAGGGCACGGGCAGCCCCAAAUCCCGUGGAGAAGGUCAUGGACCGCGCAAACAUCUGGUGCCAGCGAGAGCGCAUUAAGCACUACACUGUGAACGCCAUGGAGCGACCCUCACUAUACGAGCCCUUCACUUCGCUGUGCGCCCGGCUGCAUCCGAUCCAGACGAAGAGCACGUUCCCUCAGCUGCGCCAAGUUAUGCAGAACCGGCAGAAGAGCGAGGCCUAAGUGCUCUGAUUGUCCGAAGGGGGGAGAUAGUAUAUAAGUUUUAUUCAGGAGUGUUCUCAAAAUCUCAGCGACUUUGCUUUAAGUUAAAGAGAUUUUCGGGUCCUCCCCAAUCGUAUCGUAUUGAUCAAUUUAGAGUCUACUUGCCUUGUAUUAUCUGUUGUGCUUUAAUGUGGCCCAGAGCACGGCCCACUUGUACUUAUGUCUGUUUGUGAGUGUCCAAUUGUAUCUACUAUUUAUUACACCGACAUGUCUUCUCUCAUUCCGCGAGAAUUAAGCGUAAUCAGUAUUCAAUGCCCAAUCGCAGCUCAAAUGACGCGUAGUGAUUAAAUAACCAUGCCGAAUUUCUGCUCUGCGGAAAUCCCCUUGGAUCAGUCGUCUACUAGCACCUUCCUUGUGCGCAAUGAUUUCGCGUGCCGCCUUUCUUACUGCUCUUCUCACGCUGAUCUGUGCCAGCCAUGUGGCUUUGUCAUUGAGCAUAACAGUUCCGGGCACAAAGUGGUGCGGACCCGGGAACAUAGCAGCCAACUAUGAUGACCUUGGCACUGAGCGAGAGGUGGACAUGUGUUGCCGGGCGCACGACCACUGUGGGGAAAAGAUUCCGCCGCUGGAGGAAGCCUUUGGCCUGAGAAACGACGGGAUUUUCCCCAUAUUCUCGUGUUCCUGCGAGGCUGCCUUCCGGAGCUGUCUCACCGCUCUGCGAAACGGCCAUUCCCUGGCUCUUGGCAAAAUCUACUUCAACACCAAGGAUGUGUGCUUCGGCUACGGACAUCCCAUCAUUGCCUGCCAGGAGAAGCAGGCCGACUUGUUCGAGACUCGAUGUCUCAGCUACCGAGUGGACGAAGGUCAGUCGCAGCGGUGGCAGUUCUACGACUUGGCCCUCUAUACCCACGUUAGCGGCAGCGCGGAGGAUUCCCGGGAUUGAACUUCGACGUCCAGCGAUAAGCCCUCAAUUGUUUACAAAACAGAUUGUACUGGUGGCGAAACCUAAAGUGAUUAGGAUUUUGAAGGUAGGUUCUUUGUGUAAUCAGUUUGUAAUGCUAUUACGCCUGGUAUUUUAUUAAAAAUUGUAUAUUGAAACGCAGUUAA